AAUAAAAUCACAGCCUGAAAUACCUGUAACCUACGAUGGAAGAUAACUUUGACCCCAUCCCGCCACCCACGCACCCAUGGUCUUAUCUUCAGGAUUUGUUUCAAGUUGUAGAACAGAAGAGCCUUUCAUAUUCAGGUUCCUGCUCUGCCUGCCACAGCUAAUCCUACAUCUUAAAAGAAUUCAACAUCGUAUUUGAGAAAACAGGUAGAGCACUUUAUGUAGGAAACAAUGUACAAGCCUCAGACUCCGUCUUCACGGGCGGACUUAGUGAUAUGGGGGCCCUAAGCAAUUCCAGGGGUUGGGCUUGGCCUCAGUUCCCGUAAAAGGAACUCUUAAUGCUUCGGCAUACAAAGACAUUUUAAACAAUUUCAUGCUCCCAACUUUGUGGGAACAGUUUGGGGAUGACUCCUUCCUGUUCCAACAUGACUGCACACCAGUGCACAAAGCAACGUCCAUAAAGACAUGGAUGAGUGAGUUUAGUGUGGAGGAACUUGACUGGCCUGCACCUCAACCAGAUAGAACACCUUUGGGAUGAAUUAGAGUGGAGCCAUUCCACUCUGAGCCAUUCCAAAAUUGGGACAUCUGCCGUUACAUGCACAUGAAUGUAAUAUGGAGUUGGCCCACCAUUUGCAGCUACAACAGCUUCAACUCUUCUGGGAAGGCUUUCCACAAGGUUUAUGUACUGUAAGUGUACAAUGGCCACUGAGGGAGAACCGACAGACGUGGUGAAGGUGCUUCACCUAUUGGUCAUGGCAUUCGGAUGGGGAAUGCAGGUGUGGAUGUCAUUUAUUGCAGGGUUUGUGAUGUUUUUCAAGGUCACUCUGCACACGUUUGGCAUAGUUCAGACAAAACUCAUUCCUGUGUAUUUCUACUGCUUGCUGGGUAGUAACAUAGUCAGCUUGGCUAUAUAUGCUGUCUACCAUCCCAGAGAGCUGAUGAACUGGCAUGAGUCUACACAGAUGGCUCUAUUCUUCGUGGCUGUGAUCAUAGCAGGUUUGAAUGUGCAGUGGUUCACUCCAGCUGUCACCAAGCACUUUAUGGUGAUGUGGGAGGUUGAGCAGGAACAUGGUCUCGGUGGAGAGAUCGCCUAUUCCACCAACAAAGAGCCCUACAUCAAACUCCGUGAGAAGGAUCCAAAAUACAAGGCCCACAGGAAGAGCUUUUUCCUCUACCAUGGCCUGUCUGUCCUGAGCAACUUCAUAGGCUUCGGCUGCAUCACUGUCAAUCUCAUCUACCUGGCACUUAAUUUGUCUUUGAUAUAAUGUUGUUGGCCGAAACAUACAACUAAUUAGUAAAUGUGUACAUGUGUGUUUGAUACGGCGAGCCAGAGCAGAACACGCCUAAUUCAGUUUUGAACAGGAAUUCACUGGAGAAAGCAUAAAAAUUAUAUCUUACCAUGUAAAAUAUGAAUAUUUCUCUUUGAUGGCAUGUUUUAAAUGAAAAAACAAUGAACUGCUAUUUCUAGACUUUUAAAAAAAAAAAAAUUGUUUAUUCUUAGAAACAAGCAAAAUGAUCUGAUAAUAAACAUUAUUGAGUAAUAAUCUCAUAAUCCAAAAUAUUUGACAUAUAUAUAAGCUAUCAUUACAAAGUGUUAAUUUACUUUUAUAGCACAGCUAAGAGCAGUGGGUUUGCAUUAUAUAGCUACACUAUCUGAAAUUUAUAAAUAUUGACUCAGGUGCCUGCAAUAUUAAAGCUCUCCUAAUCCAUAAUUAGUUCUCAUUAAUGUGAAAGCAUUUAGUUAAUGUGACUGCAAAACCUGAUUUCAUUUAUUUUCAACUGCAUUUGGAGAAAUGAGCACAUUUACUGAGAAUAUAUGAGAAAUUAUUUUAUGAAUACUUUUCAAUAUUUUAAAAUUGACAUUAAAUCACAUUUGUAUUGUAUGUAUAGACAUGUUAAUUUUAUGAAUAAACCAUAAAUCUGCUUUGUCACAGUU
This is a messenger RNA of Hemibagrus wyckioides, 1933 nucleotides long. Its product is annotated as transmembrane protein 205-like. Bases 678 to 1262 code for a protein of 194 amino acids. The transcript is spliced from 6 exons. The record is from RefSeq and is a predicted model, not a curated record. Lineage: Eukaryota; Metazoa; Chordata; Actinopteri; Siluriformes; Bagridae.